Drosophila albomicans is the source of this 704-nucleotide messenger RNA. RefSeq names its product RNA-binding motif protein, X-linked 2. Gene Ontology annotation, molecular function: RNA binding. The coding region runs from base 63 to 587 and encodes 174 amino acids. Lineage: Eukaryota; Metazoa; Arthropoda; Insecta; Diptera; Drosophilidae. The transcript has a single exon. Gene Ontology annotation, cellular component: U2 snRNP; catalytic step 2 spliceosome; precatalytic spliceosome. The record is from RefSeq and is a predicted model, not a curated record. Gene Ontology annotation, biological process: mRNA splicing, via spliceosome.
UAUGGUCACACUGACCAAUACCUUAAACCUAUCACUAAGAAAAUAGUAAACAAACCGCAAGCAUGAAUCCGUUAACAAAUAUGCGAAAUGUGUUAAAACUUAGCGAACAUGAGCUACAAAAUCCAAAUGGCAAGAGCUGGCACGACAUGUACCGCGGCUCAGCGUGGAUAUUUAUUGCCGGCUUUCCCUACACUCUCUCCGAGGGCGACAUCAUAUGCGUCUUCUCGCAAUACGGCGAAAUUGUCAACAUUAAUUUGGUGCGCGACAGCAAAACGGGAAAAUCAAAAGGAUUCUGUUUUUUGUGUUACGAGGAUCAACGAUCAACAGUGCUGGCCGUGGAUAACUUGAAUGGGAUUAAAAUAUUGGAUAGAUCAUUGCGUGUUGACCAUGUGGCGGAUUACAAGCCGCCUAAGGACAACGAGAAAUUAGACGAAGAGACGUUGCGGCUCUACAUGGAAGGGUGUGCUCCAAAGCCCAUUAAUCAGAGUUCUAGCACUGUUGAUGUUAACAUUAAGAAGGAAAAGAAGGAUAAGCACAAGAGAUCCAAGGAAAAAAAAUCAAAGAAACGACGUGAGAGUUCAGAUUAGUAAAUUAUAAAUAAUGUUUAAUACAUAAGUGAAAUAAAAAAAGUAGAUUCGCAAAGAUUUCACUGGACUUGUUAUGUUUUAAUCGCUGUCGCUGAAUAUAUCUCUGGCAUCAGCAAA